Molecule: messenger RNA, 3120 nt
Organism: Cuculus canorus (common cuckoo)
Lineage: Eukaryota; Metazoa; Chordata; Aves; Cuculiformes; Cuculidae
Gene: MVK
Product: mevalonate kinase
Exons: 10
Coding region: 50-1252 (400 amino acids)
Biological process (GO): cholesterol biosynthetic process; isoprenoid biosynthetic process
Cellular component (GO): cytoplasm
Molecular function (GO): mevalonate kinase activity; ATP binding
Source: RefSeq, a predicted model, not a curated record
CCUAUCGGGAGCGGGACCUGUCGCGGCGCUCGAAGCGGAGCUGCGGGUGAUGCCGGAGCUGCGGGAGCGCGGCCGGGUGGUGUCGGCGCCGGGGAAGGUGAUCCUGCAUGGGGAGCACGCCGUGGUGCACGGCAAGGUGGCCUUGGCCGUGGCACUGGACCUGAGGACCUUCCUCCAGCUGCGUCCCUGUGAGGAUGACAGGGUGUGCAUCCACCUGCCUGGUGUCAGCGUCAAGAGGAGCUGGGAUACCUCCAGCCUCCAGGCCCUGUGCAGGGGGUUUGCAGCUGACUUUGAUGGCCCUAAGUCCCCCAGUGCAGAACAGCUGGAUACACUGAGAGAGUUUGCUGGAAUCGCUGCCGGAGCCUCAGCUCCCGAGAGCCUCGCUACUCUUGCCUUUCUGUAUAUGUGCCUGGCUAUUUCAUCUAAGUAUGGAGACGUUCCCAGCGUGGACAUCCUGGUGUGGUCCGAGCUGCCCACGGGAGCUGGGCUAGGUUCGAGUGCUGCGUAUGCCGUUUGCUUGGCAGCAGCCCUGCUGAUGGCGUGCGGAGCCAUCUCCUGCCCGCUGAAGGAGGGAGACUCCACAGCCAGGUGGACAGAAGAAGAGUUGACUCUCAUUAACAGCUGGGCUUUCCAGGGGGAGCGGGUGAUCCACGGCAAUCCCUCUGGUGUGGAUAAUGCUGUUGGAACUUGGGGUGGAGCCCUGAGAUACCAGUCAGGAGAAAUCACACCCUUAAAGAGGGUACCGACACUGCGGAUCUUGCUGACCAACACAAAAGUUCCUCGAAGCACCAAGGUCCUGGUGGCUGGUGUCAAAGAGAAGAUCCUGAAGUUCCCUGCUAUAAUGAACCCAGUGCUGGACUCCAUCGAUGCAAUUUCUCAGGAGUGCCAAAGUGUUCUGGAAGUGAUGCCUGCAAAUCCAUCACCGGAGUAUUACCCUGUGCUGGAGGAACUCUUUGAUAUAAAUCAACACCACUUAAAUGUGAUCGGAGUUGGCCAUCCCUCCCUGGACAGGCUGUGCCGGGUGACGGCAUCCCACGGCCUGCAUAGCAAGCUGACUGGAGCUGGCGGAGGCGGCUGUGGCAUCACCCUGCUGAGACCAGAUACCUCCCCGCUGGCCGUGGAAGCAGCCAAGCGAGACUUAUGUGCCUGUGGAUUUGAAUGCUGGGAGACCAAUAUCGGGGCCCCCGGAGUGACCCUGCACCACUCCUCGUCUUUAAAUGCUGAAGUGCUGCACGCGCUCUCCGAGAGUUAAGCUUCUGCCUCUGGCAAGACUGAGCUCUUGGCACCGCAUCCUCAAAGCAAUAGCUGUGCGUGCCCUGAUGCCUGGAAACUUCUCUGUGACUCUGUCUGUGGUUGAGGGCCUCUGGAUGUGGGUGCGGAGCCAAUUUUGGGCCUGGUGGCACUGGGAGUCGGGGCUGCGAUGAGGACCCGGGAGCAACUGCUUGCACUUGGGCUCUGUGGGUGUUUGACCCAGGAUCUCAAAAUCCUGUUUUGAAUUUACUUACUCAACUCCUGUGCUAAUCCCAAGAGGCAGGAGGAGAGGGUCUUGGCUGGAUUCCAGCGCGGAUAAUGACACUUCGCUUGAUUCUGCUGCUUCAGAUGCAUGUGGUGUCUCUUCCUUUCUCCCCUGGUGUCCUGUGAAGGCAGGCAGCGAGGCUGGCGAGGCGGAUGUGCAGAGCACUUUGACGUUUUUGGGUGAAAAGCAUCUUGGCAGCUCAGGGCUUGACACUCAGGUCUGUAUUUCUCCUGGGCUGCAGUUCACGGUGGAGAGGAAACCUUUAAAUCCACGUCUUAGCUGCUACUAAUACAAAGUUAUUAAAAUGAAAGAAACAGCCCAUUUCUAAUGAAACUAUCACUGUGUUCACUCUUUACUGUAAUCUCCGUCUGGGCUGAUAAACAGAGUCCCACAACCAGGCUCUGUUUUCUGUUCAUGUGCUUAAAGUCUGGUUCAAACAGCAACUGUCACCUGCAAGGAGGGUGGCUGAAAGCAAGGAAAAUCUUAAGAUUUCUCCUUCCAAUUGCUGUUCUGGGGUCUCUCAUGCUUCAGUCUUAAAGGAGCGUGUCCUCCGCGCUGCCGGUCGUGUGGGGUACAUAAAACAUCCCGCUGCCAGCGCAGGGGAGAAUGGGGCUAGAGGGGGGCAGCGACAGAGCACACACACGUUUGGUUUAGCUUGAAGUAAUUGGUUUUAAGUACAAAAAAAAGCCCUACAUCCACUUCCUCAAAAGCUGCCCAUAACUUGCAAUUGGCGGACGAUUAAACCUAAAUGCGUUUGAACUUCUUACGCAAACGUAAAACGGAGUUUUGGCUUCUGUAUUUUUCAUGAGUUGUACAGCAGGACUGCAGGGAAUUGGCUGGUGAGGGUUGAAGUGUCUUGAAGUAACAUGCUGACUCGUGGUGGCUGUGGUCUCUUCUGUGCCUGCUGAAGAGGCUUUAUCCUUAUUAUAUUGUCUGGGAGUUUUUGGGGUGUCUUUUUGUGUAGCUUUGUUCAAGAAGUCCUUCGUUGAAAGCUGAAUAAUAAACUGGCAGAGGUGGGGGAGCUUGCCUGCUCCCGGUGCAGGAAUAAAGAAUCAAGCGUGAGAAGCUGAGACGUACGAGCUUGAAAAUCCUGGCAUCGUGAUGACCAGCUUUAGUUCGCUGAUCAGACGUAAAACUGUCUCUGGUUUUAAUAAAUUGAUGGGUUUUUAUGUGCAAAGCGUUCUUUGAUAAUUAUGCUGGAUACAAAAGGGAAAAAGUACCUUACACUGCUUCAAUAAAAACAGGUUUCAGACGCUGGGUUUCUACAUGUCUAAUUACAAUUCCAAUUUGCAUCCAAGAGCGGCUUUACACUAAUCACAAGUCAGAAAGCCUGAUAAAUAAUUUACCAUUUUCUAAUACAGUGUAAUCAAUGUGAGGAUCUGGAAGCGUGUUGACUCUAUCACCGCUUAAAUGUGUCUGUAGUUUCUCCUGGUUAGCACAAAGAAAUGCCAAACCCAGUGCAGAGAAACUUCACUUCAAAAUGAUGUGUCUGGGGCUGAUCCUCAUUAGCUGCUUUCCUUGGGAGACGGCCUUGCCGUCACGGUGCCAAUGCUGGAGGAGCGCAGAGGGAAAGAACGGAAUGAAAAUGUUGAUUUGCUGGUUUA